UGCGUAUAAGAGCGUAAGCUCGCUCAGUAUCUUCUCCAACUGGAACUCAAGAAGAGCCUAUGUGCCAAGCUGCCAACGCUUUAGUUACGCUCUGUCUCCGCAUGCUUUUAUGUACUUAACAACCAUAUGCAUUCAUAAGUACUUGCUUGCAUAGUUAACGGUUAUUAUUAUUAUUAAAAAGGGACAUACAGUAUGGAAGCAGGGCCUGCCGCAGGCGGUUCCAUAAAACCCAUUAACCGGCAAUCCAUACAUAGGAUAUGUUCUGGACAGGUUAUAUUGGACCUGUCAACAGCUGUCAAGGAGCUGGUGGAAAACGCGCUAGAUGCUGGCGCGACCAACAUUGAAGUCCGGUUGCGAGAGUAUGGCUCGGCGCUGGUGGAGGUUGCGGAUAACGGGCGCGGCGUGCCCCCGGCGGAUUACCAGGCGCUCACACUCAAAUAUCACACUUCCAAAAUCACUUCCUUUGAGGACCUCACGUCGGUGAACACGUACGGCUUCCGUGGCGAGGCGCUCAGCUCCCUUUGUGCGGUUUCAGGGCUGUCCGUUGUAACGCGUACGGCAGAGCAGGCCGCGGGAGUACGACUGGAGUACGACCAUGAGGGAGUGCUGGUGCGCACCUCUCCGACGCCCCGAGCGGUGGGUACGACGGUGGCGAUUAAAGAUUUAUUUGGAACCAUGCCUGUACGACAUAAGGAAUUCCUGCGCAACCUGAAGCGCGAGUUUGCACGCGCCGUUGCGGUCCUGCAGGCCUACGCCCUCAUCGCCACACACGCUCGCAUCAUCGUCACCAACCAGUCCGGCAAGGCAGCGCCCCGCAGCACCGUUUUCACCACCUCCGCUCCAGCAGCCACUUACGAACCAUACCUAACGGCUGCGGCGGAAGCCGCAGAACCAGCAGACCCAGAAACCUCAGGUG
Messenger RNA from Astrephomene gubernaculifera, 916 nucleotides. The record is from the annotation of a GenBank genome assembly. NCBI's taxonomy places the organism in Eukaryota, Viridiplantae, Chlorophyta, Chlorophyceae, Chlamydomonadales, Astrephomenaceae.